AUGUCUACUUUCUACAUCGAGAACAAGAACGUCGGCAACAAGGCCGAGAGUGAAGACUGGAGGAUUCGUGGUUACAACCCCCUUACACCACCCAACCUUCUCCAGCACGAGAUUCCUCAGACCGUCGAGUCCAAACGAACCGUGCUUCAGGGCCGUGAGGAGGCCGUCUCCAUCAUCCAUGGCACCGAUGAGAAGCAAAGGUUGCUAGUCGUCGUCGGCCCUUGCUCGAUCCACGACCCUAAGGCCGCCCUUGAAUACUGUGACCUGUUGCUGAAGGAGAAGGAGAAGCACAAGGACGAGCUGCUAAUCGUGAUGCGCUCCUACCUUGAGAAGCCGCGCACCACGAUCGGCUGGAAGGGUCUGAUCAACGACCCAGAUAUCGACAACAGCUUCAAUAUCAAUAAGGGUCUGCGCAUUAGCCGGCAGCUGUUCGUCGACCUUACCUCCAAGGGCAUGCCCAUUGCCAGCGAGAUGCUGGACACCAUCAGCCCCCAGUUCCUGGCCGACCUGCUCAGCGUUGGCGCUGUCGGCGCCAGGACAACGGAGAGUCAGCUGCACCGCGAGCUGGCUAGCGGUCUCAGUUUUCCAGUUGGCUUCAAGAACGGCACCGACGGCACUCUCACUGUGGCCGUUGAUGCUAUUGGAGCCGUUAAACAUCCCCAUCACUUCCUGUCCGUGACCAAGCCCGGUGUAGUGGCCAUCCUGGGCACCAUUGGCAACGAGGACUGCUUCGUCAUCCUGCGUGGUGGCUCGCGUGGCACGAACUACGAUGCUCAGAGCAUCGCCGAGGCCAAGGCCGCUCUGGCUAAGGCUGGGCUUAAGCAACGCCUGAUGGUUGACUGCAGUCACGGUAAUUCACUCAAGAACCACAAGAACCAACCCAAGGUUGCCGCCUGUUUGGCUGAACAGAUCGCCAACGGCGAAGAGGGCAUCAUGGGUGUCAUGAUCGAGAGCAAUAUCAACGAGGGCAACCAGAAGGUUCCUCCAGAGGGCCCUUGCGCGCUCAAGUACGGCGUGAGCAUCACAGAUGCCUGCAUUGGGUGGGACGAUACCGUCAAAGUACUGGAUAUGCUUGCGGAUGCCGUCAAGAAACGGAGAGAGGUCCUGGCUCAGAAGGCGGCCAGUGCUUGA
This is a messenger RNA of Thermochaetoides thermophila DSM 1495, 1131 nucleotides long. RefSeq lists its product as uncharacterized. Bases 1 to 1131 code for a protein of 376 amino acids. The transcript has 4 exons. Gene Ontology annotation, cellular component: cytoplasm. The record is from RefSeq and is a predicted model, not a curated record. Gene Ontology annotation, molecular function: 3-deoxy-7-phosphoheptulonate synthase activity. Lineage: Eukaryota; Fungi; Ascomycota; Sordariomycetes; Sordariales; Chaetomiaceae. Gene Ontology annotation, biological process: aromatic amino acid biosynthetic process.